Molecule: messenger RNA, 1858 nt
Organism: Trifolium pratense (red clover)
Lineage: Eukaryota; Viridiplantae; Streptophyta; Magnoliopsida; Fabales; Fabaceae
Product: quinone oxidoreductase-like protein 2 homolog
Exons: 7
Coding region: 636-1676 (346 amino acids)
Molecular function (GO): zinc ion binding; oxidoreductase activity
Source: RefSeq, a predicted model, not a curated record
UUUCUUUAUAACACACACACUCGUUUUCUUUCAUCUAAGCAUCAUAUAGCACAUUAGCACAUAUAGCCAUAAAACCAUAACAGUUUUAGGAUUCCUGUCAGCAUAUACCUCUGAGCUUUCUGUUCUUAAUCCCUCUUAGUAGUAGUAAGUAGUUACUCAGGUUCAAGUUUGUGUCAACCAAACUAGUCUCUACUCUAGUAAAUAACUAUACAAACAACCAUGCAUAUAUAACCUAUUUGUUAUUUUUCAAAAAACAUUCUAAUUAAUCAGUUUGAAAACUUGCAUGGAAAUAUAUAUAGAUGUGAUGCAGCAGCUAGCUAGCAAGCAGAGGAGAUUGUGUGUGUGAGAAUGGGAGAGAAAGAGAAUGAAGGGGCUUCCUUCAGCCCAUACAUAUAUAUGAUUGCUGAACCAUAUAGCGAUUCAUUCAUUAAUUGAAUUAAUAUUAUUAAUAUAUGGAUGAAUGAAGCGGAAGAUAUAUAUUUUGCAUAUAUAUGUGCUUGGACUGAAGGGGAGCUCCUUCUUUCUGUUGCCUCUCCAUAUUUAGUCUGUAUGUCUAAAUCAAAUCUUCAUCAUAUAUUGCUUCUUUUGAAUCGCAGUGGAAGUGAACAAAAACGAAACGAAGAAAGAUCGUAGAAAUGGAAGCGUUAGUGUGCAGAAAAUUGGGUGACCCAACGGUGAGCGUGGAAGAUGAUAACAGCCCAAUAAUCGUAUCCAAGAAUCACCCAAUCCCUCAAUUGAAUUCUCCUACAGCAGUAAGAGUUAGAAUCAAAGCUACAAGCUUGAAUUUCGCUAAUUACUUGCAGAUUCUUGGCAAGUAUCAAGAGAAACCACCUUUGCCGUUCAUUCCUGGAUCUGAUUUUUCAGGCAUCGUUGAUUCCGUUGGUUCCAAAGUUACCAAUUUUCGUAUUGGAGACCCUGUUUGUUCCUUUGCUGCUCUUGGUUCUUAUGCUCAGUAUAUAGUUGUUGAUCAGAACGAAUUGUUUCGCAUGCCGCAAGGUUGCGAUUUGGUUGCUGCUGGAGCACUUGCUGUGGCAUUUGGCACUUCACAUGUUGCACUUGUUCAUAGAGCUCAGUUGACAUCUGGUCAGGUAUUGUUGGUUUUGGGUGCAGCAGGAGGAGUGGGUCUAGCAGCUGUGCAAAUUGGAAAAGCAUGCGGAGCCGUUGUCAUUGCUGUUGCUAGAGGGGCUGAAAAAGUGCAGCUCUUGAAAUCACUUGGUGUGGAUCAUGUGGUGGACUUGGGUAAUGAAAAUGUCACCGAGAGUGUCAAAGAGUUCCUUAAGGUCAGAAGGCUUAAAGGGGUCGAUGUCCUGUAUGACCCUGUUGGAGGCAAGCUUAACAAAGAAUCUUUGCGGCUUCUGAAAUGGGGAGCUAACAUUCUAAUAAUUGGGUUUGCAAGUGGAGAAGUUCCUGUCAUCCCUGCUAACAUUGCUCUUGUUAAGAAUUGGACAGUACAUGGCCUGUAUUGGGGUAGUUAUAAAAUACACCGCCCAGUUGUUCUUGAAGACUCUCUGAAGGAGCUACUGUCUUGGUUGACAAAAGGCUUGAUUUCCGUUCACAUUUCUCAUUCUUACAGCCUGUCAGAGGCCAACCUCGCCUUCUCUGCUAUAAGAGAUAGGAAAGCUAUAGGGAAGGUGAUGAUUGUAUUCGAUGAGAAAAGCACAAGAUCUAAGCUGUAAUCUUGCUGAAACUAUGCUAUAUAGUUGUCAAAAUACUCCUGGGCACCCAAACAUCAGAGGAUCAUAUUAGAGACCAAGGAGAUGCCGGUAUAAAAAAAACAAAUAAGAGAGCAAUAAAAGGCAAAAUGUUGUAGAACAACAAUGCAAUUUAUUACAAAUAAUAGUAUUAUGAUUCACACAAA